GCCUGUGAGUUCGCGAACACACGGGAGUGCCUCGGCAUCUAUGCCGGCCUCUUCUCCUCGGGCCUGGGGAAGUACGACACCACGAUCUUCGACACUUUCCGGGCCUUUGGCUUCACGGUUUUCGCGACUUGCAUCUUCAGCGUGGCAAAGGCGGGGCUCUAUGCCUGCCAGGACUUCCGGUUCAUGGCUAAGGCUUCUACGCUGGUGUUCUUGGUGAUCUUCCUUCCUGUGCUGCUGGUGGCACGUUUUUUCUUUGUGAGCGCGACGGCGCUGUACGUGGCUUCUGUGCUGCCCAGCUGGAUACUGACUCUCGUGUUCCUCUGGCGCCUUCAAAGGAACUGCCAGAAGAUGAUACAGCGGACGAGCCUGCCCGGGAGGCAUGAGGUGAGCAUGGGCCAGAUUUGA
Molecule: messenger RNA, 405 nt
Organism: Symbiodinium sp. CCMP2456
Lineage: Eukaryota; Dinophyceae; Suessiales; Symbiodiniaceae
Source: the annotation of a GenBank genome assembly